Messenger RNA from Odocoileus virginianus texanus, 2187 nucleotides. It is a transcript of the gene NRIP2, whose product is annotated as nuclear receptor interacting protein 2. NCBI's taxonomy places the organism in Eukaryota, Metazoa, Chordata, Mammalia, Artiodactyla, Cervidae. Gene Ontology annotation, molecular function: aspartic-type endopeptidase activity. Gene Ontology annotation, biological process: proteolysis. The record is from RefSeq and is a predicted model, not a curated record.
AUGAGGGUGAAGGCCAAGAAAGCGGAGAGCCGCAGCCGGGACGCGGCAGGGGCUGCGGAGGCAGGGAGCACAGAGGGCAGGACCACUCAGGAGCCCCCGGCCCGCCCCAAGGGGGCCAUGAGCAUCAGGCCGGAGGCCCCGCGGGAGGAGGGCGACGCCGGGGACAGGGGCCGGGAGGCAGAGCUUCGGGGCCGAGCCCAGCUGAGCCAGCAGCGCCGGCUCAGACAGGCCACCCAGUUCCUGCACAAGGACUCGGCCGACCUGCUGCCCCUGGACGGGCUCAAGAGGCUCGGCACCUCCAAGGACUGGCAGCCACACAGCGUGAUCCAGAGACGCCUGGUGGUGGAGGGGAGCCCGGGCCAGCCUCAGGGGGAGCCUCCCCGGGCGCAGGCCCCGAUUCACAGCCAGGAGAGCAGGACGAUGACCAGCAAGCCCGAGAAGCCAGCGCUUCUGGUCAAUUGCAAGUGCCGGGACCAGGAGCUUCAGGUGGCGGUGGACACGGGCACCCAGUACAAUCAGAUCUCUGCGGGAUGCCUCAGCCGCCUCGGGUUAGGGAAGAGGGUCCUAAAAGCCCCAGGUGGGGACCUGCACCCGGGGCGCCCAGCCCUGGUGGAGCAGCUGGAGCUACAGCUGGGCCAGGAGACCGUGGAGUGCUCGGCUCAGGUGGUAGAUGUGGAGAGUCCUGAACUCUGCCUUGGCCUGCAGACCCUGCUCUCUCUCCAGUGCUGCAUCGACCUGGAGCAUCACGUGCUGCGGCUGAAAGCCCCGUUCUCAGAGUUGCCCUUCCUGCCUUUGUACCAAGAGCCCGGCCAGUGACGAUGGUAGCCCCGGAUGGUCCCCAGGGGAAGACUCCCUGACUCAGGAGGCGAAGCCCUGGGGGAUGGGGCAUGACUAGAGCUGGGUAGCUGGGGACUCUCCCGCCUGUCACCACCCUGACCCCGCCAUCCCGUCUCCCUGGCUGGCGGCCACGCUCCUCUGCUUCUCAGAACCUGCCCUGCCCCCCAAGAAAAACGUUUCCUAGAAAGGGCCCAAGACCUCAGGGUUCUGGUUUCCCUGUCCUCCCUUAUACCCUCCCAAGAACAGAGCCACAUCAGGACUGCAGAAAAGGACAUCAGCAAAGCGGGGCUCCAGGCUGGGCCCUGGCGCGGCCAGGGUGCCCCGAGUUCGGGGCUGCAAACUGCUGCCUAUCCCUGCCUGCCCUGUCCACCCUGAACACCCCCGAGGCCUUGACUCCACAUUGCUCACCUCACAACUAGCCUGCCCCCUUACCGGCCCUGGGCCCUGGCCCUGCUGGCCCACGUUUCUGACUUUGUGCUCGGCUGAGCAAGAGAGAAACCGUCAUCAUGACGGGGACGUUGUCGGGAGAGAAGCGCCCAGUCCACGAGGCUGUGGGCUCUUUCAUCAGUUGCCUUUUCUGGGGCUACAAACAACUGAAGCCGGUUACUGUUUUGAUUGCCCCGUGCACACCCUGGAUAUACCUCUACGACUUACUCCAAACACUUGCCCUCCACCUGCUUCCUCACCUGCUGGGCCCCUGAACUUUGGGUGGGGGGCAUGUGGAGAACUGCCCCCCAAGCCAGACAGGAGGGUGGGAUUGUCAGCACCGACUUUACCUGGCCAGUAUUCCUUACUUCCAGAACUAUCCACCUCAUUCAACCUUCUUCCCGCCCCUCACCUCUGGCCUCCUGAGCUUGAGCUCAUCUUCUCUGGCACCAGUAGCUCUUCCCAACCCUCACCCCACCCCAGCCCUGAGUCCAGUAAAGACCCAAGGAGGCUCUGCCACCUUCACUGUGAACAGAGGAUCCCAAACCUUAAAGUCCAGGCGCCUGGUGUCCUUCUGGCAGGUCUGAGUCUCAAAUUUGGGGGAAGAGUUAAACAGUGGUAUAGGUAACCUGACCAGGGGACUAUGCCCCUUGGGUUGGAAACAAAACCUGGAGCCCGCACUAAGUUAGACCAGAGCAGGCCCAGGAAAGGCCGUGCCCCCUGGGCAUACCUUCCUCAGCUAUGUCCCUGGCACAGGUGCAGGAGUGUGGUGGCCCCUGCUGUCACCCUCCAUGAUCCCUGCGCUCCUGGGUCUCACCCUGUUGCUCUCCCUUCCACCUGUUGCUUCUGCCAUUGCAGACCCCAGGCCCAAGAAUGCCCUCAGCUCAGCAGCGACUUUGUUGGAAUAAACACCUGUUUCUCUAA